Messenger RNA from Paraphaeosphaeria sporulosa, 958 nucleotides. RefSeq names its product aldolase. Lineage: Eukaryota; Fungi; Ascomycota; Dothideomycetes; Pleosporales; Didymosphaeriaceae. The record is from RefSeq and is a predicted model, not a curated record. Bases 1 to 867 code for a protein of 288 amino acids. Gene Ontology annotation, molecular function: zinc ion binding; aldehyde-lyase activity. Gene Ontology annotation, biological process: carbohydrate metabolic process. The transcript is spliced from 3 exons.
AUGGCCCAUGCAAGCCAGAACCGGACAGUGGAGAUCCUGAACGCCGCGGCGGCAGGGAAAUACGGUGUCCUAGCAGCAAUUGCAUACAACAUCGAACAGCUCACAGCACUAGUCCGCGCUGCUGAGGCGAAACGCUCACCCAUAAUCAUCCAACUCUUUCCCUCCACCCUCAAGCAACUCCCCACUCUCGCACACGCCGCCGCAGCCGCAGUUAGAUCAGCUACCGUCCCGCUGUCCCUACACAUCGACCACGCGCAGGAUGUGGACCACAUCCGCGAGAUCAUAGCCACGCUACCGGUAGAUUCUGUCAUGGUGGACAUGUCGCACUACGACGAGCAAGAGAACCUGGAGAAAACCAAGAUCCUCGCGAAAGAAUGCCACGCGAUGGGUAUCGCGGUCGAGGCUGAGAGCGGGCGGAUAGAAGGUGGUGAGGACGGCAUCGCGGAUACAGAGGGUCUAGAAGCACUUUUCACCUCCCCCGAGGACGUCGACAACUUCAUCGCCGCAGGCAUAGACAUCCUCGCGCCCUCUAUAGGCAAUCUCCACGGCGACUAUGGGCCGUCUGGUCCUGCGCCUGGCCAGCUGCACUUCGACCGCCUGACGGCAAUCAACAAACAGAUCAACAGCCGCGUGCUCAUAGCGCUGCACGGGACGAAUGACUUCCCGCCGGAGCUCAUGCGUCAGUGCAUUGAGAACGGCGCAAUUAAACUCAAUGUGAAUAAGCUGCUGUUAGAGGUCUGGAACGAGUUUCUGAGGAAGAAUGCAGCGGAGAUGCCGUUGGUGAAGCUGAUUGAUGAGGGCAUGAAGGUGUUGCAGGCGGAGACAGAGAGGUGGAUGGAUAUCUGUCAGAGUAGCGGGAAGGCGUAGAUGGGUAGUGGUGCAAGCCAGCGAUAUAUACAUGAAUUAACGGUAGUCUGGCGAUUGAAUGGAUACCCGAAGCUGUCUCGAGGACAGAUGU